Molecule: messenger RNA, 5719 nt
Organism: Anneissia japonica
Lineage: Eukaryota; Metazoa; Echinodermata; Crinoidea; Comatulida; Comatulidae
Product: breast cancer anti-estrogen resistance protein 3-like
Exons: 11
Coding region: 121-2787 (888 amino acids)
Biological process (GO): small GTPase-mediated signal transduction; positive regulation of peptidyl-serine phosphorylation
Molecular function (GO): protein binding; guanyl-nucleotide exchange factor activity
Source: RefSeq, a predicted model, not a curated record
AUUGUUUUGUUUCAUGCCUGAUUGAAUAAUGUAGUGUAGCAAAUAGUAAAGAUCGUAUAGCGCCGCUGUGUACUACUACACGCAGAGUCGAGUCGGGCAACGAAAGGAUGGCGAGGACGAAUGAUUGAUAGCAUGGAACGGAGAGAUUUUAAUGAUCAAAAGAACACACAGGUUGACAAGGAAUCCAAGAAAGUACGCAAGCGAUGGUCUUUGAUACCAAACAAACUUGGAAGGUCAAAAUCGUUCAGGAAAGAGGGCAGUAAAAAUGGCAGCGCCAAAGUGGAAUAUGAUGUCGCUCUUCGUCGUGGAGCGUCUGAACACAGAGGAAGAACUAAGAACAAACAGAAACAAAUUAUAUCAAUCAGCAGUCCCACGGUUGAGCUUUCAACAAUUGAUAUUACUGAUGAAAAUUCUAUAUAUUCUUCAGUGAAUAGAAAACCUGAUGUGCAGUUGGCAGCCUUGGAGUUAUUUAAUGAUAUGAUGACCCAGGGUGUUGCAGUUGAUGUCUGGUUGAGAACGUUGGAACUUGAGGAAUAUGUCAGCCUCUUCAAGCCUAAUACAACCGUUGAUAGUUUGUUACACCUGACUGAGAAGGAUCUGUUGGAUCUUGGUGUGAAAAGUCCUGUCCAUCGUGCUCGGAUUGCAUCUAAUCUUGUCCUCAUUCGGCAGAAGUGCGCCAGAUACAACACUGGGGGUAUAUGGUCUCGGUUUUCUUCUUAUGUUAAAAGUUUUUACAACAAUGAGAACCGAAGAACUGAGAUUCGUAAAUCAUAUAAAGCUGGCCAUAUUGGGACACUUCCACGGAAAAAAUCACAGGCAGCACACAUUAAUAAAACCAAUCGGUACAGCAUUCAAGAAGAAUCAUCAAAAUUUUAUAGACCAACUCCCAGCAAAAUGGAUUCUCGGCAAAAUGAGCCCACGCCUGAUCAACUAAAAAAGGAUCUUGAGAUGGAGUUGAACCUACCUCAUGAUGACAUACGAAGCCAUGCAUGGUUUCACGGUGGCAUUAGCAGAGAAAUUGCAGUGAAAAGUCUCAAACAGGAUGGGGAGUUCCUUGUGAGAGACUCAAUCUCCAAACAAGGCAGUUAUGUAUUAGGUGUGAUGUGGCAUAAUGAAGUACUUCAUUAUGUUAUUAAUAAGACUAUUCAACAGGAAUAUACACCAUAUGCCAAGAUACAAUAUCAACUGGAGAAUAAUGUUUUUGAUUCCGUCCCAGCACUCAUCAUGUUUUAUCAUGGAAAAAAACCAAUAUCACGGACAUCAAAUGCAAUCAUUCGGAUGCCUGUCAAUCGGACAUUACCUCUUAGUUACACAGAUAGUAAAUAUGCUGAAACAAAUCUUAAACAGACUGAUGCACCUGUGUAUGGACCACUUCCAACUAAGGUCAUCACGCCACGUAUGAGUGACCUUCCAGAGAGGUUCCAGCUUCAUAAGCAGUUAUCAAAAGAUGAGUCUGAGACCUAUUAUGACACACCAAUUGGAAGUCGGUCAAAAAUUAUAGAUCCUCCAAACCAGGAUUUAUAUAGCUACCCCAACAAAACAAGAACAUGUGAAAUCAUGAGUCCAAAGGAAAUGGAUGCAAACAACUCUGAUAUUAAAACAGAUCAAAAUUUUUCUUACUUGCACGAAAAACCAGUCCGGGAUGAUGGCAUCACAGAUCACAGCAAUAUAGAAAAGUUGAAAGAUGAUUCAAGUCAACUUGUUUAUGAAUCAUUUUCCAGAAAUAGGUUCCUCUCUGAAACUGGUGAGCCAGACUCUGAGGCACAAGAACCACUGACGGUCCAUCCCACAGGCAUAGUGCAACACCCAAGACUACCGACCAAUCAAAUGUGUUCUCAAUUCCAUCCAUCAGAUUUCAAAUGCAAUAUCUUGCCAGAAAACCAUAGAAUUCUAGAUAUUCAAGUGUUGAGUAAAGUUCAAGACUUUCUCAUUAAUGUCAAUCCUUCUAUUUUAGCGCAGCAUAUUCUAAGCUUAGAUGUCGAGUUACUUCAGAUGUUAUCUAUACCAGAUGGAUGUUUAUCAGGCCUGGAGCUUCUAACUCUUCCCCAAGGAUGCUAUUUAAGGAAUGACCUGCAAGAAAGAAUGAAUUGCCUCAGGUUAUGGUGUGCAGUAACUAUUGUGUACUGUAUGGAGAUAGAGAAGAGAGUUAAUCUAUUACAUGCUUGGAUCCAGGUUGCAGAAGCAACAAUAUUUAAAAUGGGUGACUUGUUUGCUUUUGAAGCAAUCAUGGAAGGCCUAGCUUCUAAACAGGUUCGAGAUUUGCGAUUGACUUGGGAACUUUUAAGGAAAUCGUAUACAAGCAGUGCUCUACUCCAUGAUACUAAACUCCGUUCUCAUUUCAAGGAACAUCAACAGGGGAAGACUGUGUUAACUUUAUCUCAGACCAGUAUUCCAGCCAUAAUGCCUAUUGUCCAACUCCUAGAAAUGGACUGGACAUCUCUUACCAGCAGGGACUGGCAUCAACCAAUCAACAAAGAGGUCACAGAUAAUCUGCCUAAAGAUGGAUUGUGGGUAGAUUCUACAGAUAGCUUUGGUUUAGAGGUGUUUAAACGUCAUCUGUCUUUAGUUCGUAACAUAAUCAGCAAAACAACAACAUACCAACUUAAUGCGAACUCCAAGUUACAGAGCUUCAUGCCCGAGAAGGACAUUCUUGACAGCUUUCGUACAGAGCUACACAUGGUCAUUUUGUGGGGUCAAAAGGGUUUACACAGUAAUGGAAAAGACCGCGUCAUGAAAUAUGAACAGAUGCUGAAUUUGCUUGCAACUAAAGCUGAGCCAAGUAUCUGAGAUAACAUCAACAUAUUUUACCAAUGACCUAAACUUCUAGCGAUGAUGAAGUGUUAUUUUAUAACAUUUUAAUUACGACUGACUUUCUCAGAAAUUUAUUAUCCUACAUUUUCAUGUGCUUAGCAAGAUUAUAAAAAAAUAAUUCACUUUUGUACAAUACGAUACAAUAAUUUAUCACAACUGUAUAAAUACAAAAUUGUCAGUUUUGAGAUUGAUUCUCUUACAUACUAUUAUAUAUUAAUGAAUGAUUCUUUAUCCAGUAAUAGGACUUUUUCAAUCUAUGUGACUUUGUUACUCUUUGGUUUGGCAAGUCAUGCUGAUAUGAACAUAACAAAAGUAUGAUCUGUGGCAUUAGAGCGCUUCCUGCUUUUGUAUAUUGCUAUACUGUAAACCUUGAAUAGAAGCACUGGGCUUCUGUUUUUCAGGUGCCUUGGAUGGGCUUCCCUUUGAGAUGGGCCUUUUUUCAAGAUGGGCUUCUUUUCAAGAUUACUUUUUCAAACUAAAGAGGAGGACUUCUUUUCGAAAUGAAUGCUGUAAAUUUUGGAAUUGCUACUAUACAAUAUUUUUCAACUGUGGAAUUCAAAAUAUUUUAAAAUUUUAACCAUGCUAGUGCAAUGAAAUAAUAUGGGUACCGACACGCUAUUAUAAUUAUCAAAGAUAACGUCAAUAUCAAUGUAAGUACUAUCUUGAAAGAAGCCCCAUACUAUCUUUAUCCAUGGGCUUCUUUUGCAAAUUGAAGAGGGGGCUCCUAGUCUAGAUGGGCUUCUUCUCGAUGUUAAGGUCAUGGUGCAUCUAUUUAAGGUUUUAUGGUAUAUCAACAUAGGAUAUUCAAGAGUACUGUAUAUUUGCAAGUGUAUGUAUCUGUUCUUCAUGUGUGUUGAUGUGUGUGAUAAAGCUAUUAUAGUACAUUCUUUUUUUAGAUUUAUUUUUAAACUGCAGGCCAAUGCACUUUUUUUGUCAUUGAAAUCAGUAUAUCAGGCAUUAAUAAUAAUUCAGUGAUUUGUAGAAGUGACAAAAAAAACACAUUUUAAUGCAAUCUGGCAGUUGUCCAUAAGUAAAGCUUGGUUUACACUACUAUUAUCUUAUUCCCAAAAGAAAAGUUGAGCUGCAUGAGAAUGUGAUAUUGGUAUCUAGCACCCACAGUAUGAUUUCUGUUUUUAUUGAAUGGCUGUGUGAAUGGGUUUAAGAAUCAUGUAGGCUUAAAAACACCUGCCUUCCUAUUGGUUGAGGUUAAGUUUGUCAAUACUCCUAAUAAAGCUUAGGCCAGGAGGCCUGUGGCAAUGUAGUUAUUAAACCCUUCAUUCCUCUUGAUUGGUUAUGCAGGCUAGGCCUACAGUUGCUUACUGCUUUUAUCAGCUUGGUCAAUGGUUGAAUUACAUUUUUUUAAGCAAAAGUUCUUGUGUAUGUAGUUGCAUCAUUAUUAUCAUUAUGUCGAGUGGUUCACACUGACUAGUAGUACCUGGUAGUACUGACAUAGGUGCAUUAAAAUUGCUUGCUUCAUAAUGAGUAAUCACACACAUAAUAUCCACUUUUUCUAAGCCUUUUACUUAUUUCAAAAACUAAAUUCGAGAGUGGUUUCCAGUUUAUAGUGUUAUAUAUUAUUAGGUAUAUACUGCCACUAACAACAAUAAAGAAUAAUGUUUUACAGAUGUUUGACUACCAUAUGAAAAUCAUUAAAUAUGCUACUAGAAAUUUAAGAAUAUUUCAAAAUCUUCAUUGGCAAGUAAAAAGCUUUUUAGUUUUCAGUAGAAAAAUUGAAAUAUAUGUAGUCUAAAGAAAUUUAUUUGGUAUCCGACAAGUUUGCUGAAUUCCAGAUUGCCAUCUCCACUUUGCCAAAACCCAGUUUUCCGAAUGCCAUUUUACCAACCCAAAAUUAUAAAACCCACUACCGUCUAAAACAGUUUGUUGAAUGUCAUAUUCACUGUCAUGGGUAGAAUAUAGUACAAAGAAUAGCAUGUGCUUUGGUCAUUAGAGUAUCUAGGAUUAUUGAUAUGGGGACAGUGGGGGCAGAUGGGGCCAUGAAGUUUGAGUGAGCGGGCUUGAGCCUGGCCAGCUGGUAAAAUGAGGUAAUUUUUAGCAAAAACUGCAAUAAAGCAUGUAAAUCACUGACAAAUGGUAGAAUAGUGGAAUAAGAGGUAACAAUGUAUUCAGAAGUAUAAACAUGUGACAAAGUCAUGGCAUAAAUUACAACCGAAUAGAGCGAUGGUAAAAUAGAAAAAAAGAAAGUGAUAAAAUGAAAACAGGUUGGGUAAUGGUGGCAAUUGAAAUAUGGGUGGUAGUUAGCGUACCAUUGUGAAUUUUAUUGCUGCAAUUGUUAUGUUGCUUUUAAUUCACUUUUGGCAAAAUGAGUUUCAGCAAACUGGAUUCUGCAAACUGAUCACUGGAUUUGAGUUUUUCUUUCUAUAAAAUUUCUUUGUAGAAUGAAUUAUUCAGCAAACUGGUGUUUCACAAUCGGGCCCAUUCAUUUGUUCAAGGUGGCCAUAUAUUCUUAGUUCAAAAUUCACAGAGCUGUACUAAUUCUAAAUAUAAGUGAUAGCCAACACUCUAAAAAAUUGAAUAUAUCCAUUUGCCAAGACUGUUCCAUAGUGUUUUUGGGGGCAAUAAUUUGGAUGUCUGAACUAAAAAAAUGAAACAUUUAGCAAAACCAUAUGUGACUACUAUUUUUUUUUGACAAUGAAUGAAUGAAUCUUUUUUGUUACAAUAUAGUUGAAUAUUAUUUUAGCAUAUUAUAGCAUGCUAUAUUUUUAACCGGUAUUUGUAUGAGAAGUUUAAAAUGGAACAAACUACUGGUAGUUUGAAUUUCACUGCAUACCCAUCUGCUUAAUGUAAUUACCACUCGUUUUACUCUUUUUUGAAUUAAAAGCAAAUUAGAUAAUUAGGUGAGAAGGGGAUACUGAAGUUUGAAUUAAAUUGCAAUAGUGCAAGAGCAUAA